This is a messenger RNA of Colletotrichum destructivum, 4008 nucleotides long. Its product is annotated as Putative nucleotide-sugar transporter. The record is from RefSeq and is a predicted model, not a curated record. NCBI's taxonomy places the organism in Eukaryota, Fungi, Ascomycota, Sordariomycetes, Glomerellales, Glomerellaceae. Gene Ontology annotation, biological process: pyrimidine nucleotide-sugar transmembrane transport. Gene Ontology annotation, molecular function: pyrimidine nucleotide-sugar transmembrane transporter activity. The coding region runs from base 563 to 3265 and encodes 900 amino acids. The transcript has 4 exons. Gene Ontology annotation, cellular component: Golgi membrane.
CUUGCUUCGACUGUGGCUGGUUUCUGCUCUCUCGCUCCCCCCCGUUCCUCCCGCUGCAUCUCGUUUCUGUCUAUCGCAUUCUUUACUCCUCCGACCUCCAACCUUCUCCCGUGGAUUCGUUCCCCUUUGAACGACCUAACGACGUUUAUCCAGUCUGCGAUCCUGACUUAAUCGCUCAACAGGACAAAUCGCGCCUCUAACCUUCUCGAACCACCCCUCCGCGAACCGGUCGACAAACACAGUGAGCUCACCGACAGAGUCGCGAUACGCAUGUCGACCGCGGUAGUCCUGCGAGCGUCAUUCCCCCACCCCUAGGAAACCUAAACGCAAACGAGUCCUUCCUUUCCAACGCCGCUGCAGCACCACCCAGACAGACACUACCGCCAGUCACUGUUCAGACUGCUAGUCUUCAGAUCUUCGGCUUUGUCCCGCUUGCCGCCAACUCCGUCGACGCUCGCUUCGCAUAAUCCUGCCGACCGACCUCGAUCGCUGCCAUCCCUCAAGCCAAACUGAGCCAUCCGCCAGACACAGAACCGCAUCCCAGCGGCUGGUUGUCACCAACAUGUUACGACACGGGAGUAUACUGGGGUUCUUCCUCAAGCCUCUAGGAUGGAUCCCCAGCGGCCCUCAGCAAGCCGCCUACGCCGCCGCCCUCGGCCUCGUCGCCAUCCAGGUCGGUAUUGGCAUCAUCAUGAAGAUCUCCCAGACCGGCGGUUCGUAUUCUUUUUCCCCGUCGGCGUCUGUCACCAUUUCCGAGUUCUUCAAGAUGGUCCUGUCCACCAUCUUCUUCUACAACGAAUGCAAGCGUAGGGUCGCCGAUGGCAUCCGCCCGUCGACCCGCGGGGGUGGCACCGGCUACUCUUCGCUUGCUACUUCAGAACUUCCCAUGAAUGAGAGGAGCAGUCUGGAUGAAAAACGAGAAGAGGAAGGAUUGAGUGGCAGUGCCAGCUCCUCGAGCAACAGCAACGCCGUCGAGAAGCACACCGGCCCUCUGCAGCCGCUCGACUUGAGGACCUACUGGAGCUACAUCCGUGGAGAGGUGACCAGAGACGUCCGAUAUGGCUUCUGCAACCUGGCCCUGUUUUACGUUCUCAUCAACAACUCGAUUUUCGUCAGCUACAAGAUGGCCGACCCCGGUACGAUUCAACUGACCAAGAGUGGUGUCACCUUCAUCACCGCUCUGGUCAUGAUUGCGACCCUGAAUACCAAAAUUUCUAAGAUUCAGUGGAUCGCCAUUCUGAUGCAGAUUUGCGGUCUGUCUGUGACACAGUACAACCCUCAGACGGGCACGACCUACCCGUUCAGCACGUACUUCAUCCUGCUCUUCCAGGUCUUCCUGAGCGCGUCCUCGGGCGUGUACAACCAGGCUCUGCUCAAGACUGACGACUCGAGCUUGCACGCCGACAACAUGAUCCUUUACGGUGCCGGUGCCACCAUGAACCUUUUAUGCCAUCUGGUCAUCAAGGCAUUGAAGGCCGACGAGCCGGGCUUCUUUGAGGGCUACAACAGCUUUGGCGCUAUCAUGGUCAUUGUCAGCAAUGUCUUCAUUGGCCUUGCCAUCACUGCCGUCUACAAGUACGCCGAUGCCGUCAUCAAGUGCUUCGCCACUGCCGUCGCGACCGGCAUUCUCCUCUACGUCUCGCCUCUACUAUUCGGAACCAAUCUCAGCUUCCUGGUUCUGCCCGGUACUGUUGUCGUCUUCGUUGCCUCGUGGCUGUACAUGGACAACCCGCCUCCUAAGGAUCCCAACCCUCCUACCGCCAACGAGCCCCAGAAGAUGUCACUGUUCAACAAGAUGGCAGCUGUCGCCAAGAAGUUCAACAAGAUCUUCCUCGCCGUUGCCACCUUUAUUACGGUUCUCAUUGUGGCGUUUCUGACCAUGUCGGAGGCCAAGAUGCCCGAUUUUGCCAAGGAUGGAGGCUCGGCAUCGCCAUCGCCCGCCGGGCCGAAGCCCGUCACCGGCACCGAGAGCAAGGUCGAGUCGCCCUUCAAGAACACUAUGGCCAUGAUCCGAUGGAACUCUGCGCGCCCUGAGCGGAUUCCCAUGCUGCAGAAGUACGAGCCGUUCUUCCACACCGUGCACAUCUCGAUGCCGAACAUGUUCCAGGGGGAGGAUCCUGAAUUCCACAACCUGACUCACGACCAAUUCCCUGGAACCUUCACUGUCUAUAAGCAAGUGGCCCGCACCAUGAAGCUCAUUUUGGACACAGCGCCCGAGAUCGACGGACUGAUGUACUAUCACUUCGACGCCUGGAUUGACCCCCUCGCCUGGACCGGCAUGAAUCCCUACAAUAUCCACUUCCCCUCCGUCAUCGACACGGCUCCGCCAUCCCACGGCGGGCCCGAGUACAUGUGCCUCACGGAUAUCAAGAACUACAACUGGUGGGGAUGGGGACAAGACUUCCACCGCACCUCUAUGGCGGCGUCUGCAGUGGUAGACAAUUUCGACCUCGACUACAAAAUCCGGCGGGACGAGUGGUGUGUUGGCUGGAGUGACAUCUACUACAUUCCCCGACGAUUCUUUGCCGACUACAUCUUCCUGUCCGAGAUCUUCGCCGGCUUUGGAGUCUUCCACGAGGUUGCCAUUCCCACGAUCGUGCACAUUAUCGACCAGAGUCGCCGGCGCAACCCGUACCGGUCCAUCAUCGACCGCCUUAGUGACUGCUGGGGUAAUUGCUGCAGCUCCAACCCUAAGAUCCGUGACGUGCUCGGUGCUCGGUGCGGUCACCGUCUCAACUAUUUGGAAGAGGGGCCGACCAACGCGUUCUACGACAAGCUUGACGCCCAGGCCUCCAUUCUCGGCCAGUCUCUCAACUCGACCAAGUAUGCCAUGACCAGCAGCGAUGCCGCUCACCUUUUUGACAGCGCAGCCUUGGCAAGCAUCAAUAACGGCGAAGCAAAGAAGGUCGCGCCCGCGAAUGACGACGCUCUGGAAGACGACCAGCGAGCGGAUAAGUUGGCUGCGGAGAAGGCUAAGCAAGAGAAGGAAAUGCUGAAGAAUGAGCAUGCACCCGUCGACAAGACAGAGAAGCCCGGCGACCCUAAGGCCGAUCCGGCCAAGAUUACUCCUCCCCCGCCUCCCUCGGACGACAAAACAGCGAAGCCGAAGGACGCCAAGGAGGGCGAUAAGAAGGAAGAGGACAAGAAGGAGGGUGACAAGAAGGUUGACCCGAACGACGCACUCAGGGAAGCAGACCGGGAUGCGGACGUGAAGCGGAGGUUACGACGGGAGGUUGUGGCUGCCGUCGCUGGACUAGGCUACUAAAUACCCCGGAUAUACCCACCUGCCUUCCUUUUUUAUUGUAUCCUUUAUUCCUAUCCGGCGGCGCUUUUCCCUUGUUCAUCGCGGCACACAUUCUGAGGAGAACGGGUGCCCGGAGCCCGGGGCCAGGAGUCUGCCAAUAGAUUUGGUAGGCCCCGCAGAUGCCCCGAGAGCUCGGCUGAUUCGACAUGGAACACACGAGACAUGACACCAGAAGCAGCAGUGAUUGACCGGCUAUAUACAGCUAGCCAGCCAGUAGAUAUUUCCCUUGACAUGAUAGCGGCACGGCGAUCCGGGUGUGUGUGUGUAUGUGUAUUUUACUAUUCGGCAUGCAUGCAUAUGGGUCUGUGAUUUUCCGGAUUUGGUACGAUAUAGACUUGUCAAACAUUGUUAUGAAGUAAGACAGUUCUUCUUUUUGGCAUCAGGAGAUGGCACGUAUUCGCUCAGGGUCUACGGGCAGCCAAGGAUGGGACGCCGCGAUCCGAGAGCGAAUCUAUUAGCGUCAGAUAUACACAUGUAAUGAAAAGAACUUAUAUUGUUUUCCACGGGUGCGCUACGGGAAUUUCUGCUCGUCAGACACGCAAUAUAGACAAAGAGGAAGCUGGCUCGAAUGCGGAUUCGCCGCUGGGUUUCUGGUAACAUGGUACGAGCACUCCCACGGCAUACUCCACGGCCUUCUGAUCCAUCCCUGCUGGAGUGGCCAAUGUGUUGGCCCUGCGGUAUACUCACAUUUUCUUGGCAACUCC